AGUCAAGGUCUUAUGCGCACGCGUAAAACGCCUGUGUGCAUGUGCCAACGCGGCGCAUGUGCAGAAAGUUUUUAGCUUUGAGGUCCGGAUUGUAGAUCAUUCCGGAUUAUGUGUGUCCGAAUUACCGACUUUUCACUGUAACUUUUGACUUAACUUGUAACCUUGUACAUUAUGUAAAUAAUUAAAUAUUUGUGUGGCCUAACUUAGUUAGUUUUAUUUUGGAACCAGCACUAUUAUCUCUCGUAACUCAUCACAUUUUAUAUCAAACAAAAAUAUGGUCUGUUCGCGGAGUUGUUUUGUUUUUGUUAACUAAGUUCGUAUUAGUAUAGAAUGGCCACUAUAGUUACUUUAAAUCGAAAGAAGGGCUCAGCUAACUAGAAUAGAGACUGUCAUAGCGGAUAGUACCAGCACAUGGACUAAAAUCAAAAUAGAUGCCAAGCUCAAGGCCUUGGAAAAGAUGUCUGUUGCUUUGGAUGCACUUCGAUCGGAAUAUUAUAUUGCUCUGCCUGAAAAGGAUGAUACUUCUGAAUUAGAAGAGGAAUUAUAUUUGCAGUGCAAAUACUGCACAGAGAUCUAGAAGCAAGAAUCGACGAUCUAGAGGAUUAACUCCCAUAGUAGCUGCAGUUUGGAGUAGAAAUUUAUCCACAGUAAAACUAUUGGUUGAAGCUGGGGCAAUUAUUGAGCAUUCAUCUAAUACUGCUGAACAAAAUGAAUGUGACAUGUCAGCUUUAAUGGCUGCAUCUCUGCUAGGAUGUGAUGCUAUUAUUAGGAUUCUGUUAAAAAAAAGUACUAAUGUCAACCAGAUGUCUCCAGUCACUGGUUUGACCCCAUUAAUGCUUGCUGCUUAUAAUGGUCAUAAGGAAACUGCUCAGAUCAUCAUUGAAUCAGGAGGUAAUGCUAACAAAGUUGAUAUAUGUGGAAGAACUGCUUUAGAUAUUGCUAGGGUUUGUAAUAAGAUUGAAGUCAAAGCAUACUUGGAAAGGUUGAUUCAUAUGAAACAUGCAAAAGCGGCUUUACGGCAAUCUGAUGGAACAGAUCUCUUUCAGGCUGUGAAAAAUGGUAAUGUCCUGGCAGUUAAAUCAAUUUUGUUAGAAAAUCCAAAUUCUAUAAAUGCUGUAGAUCCACAUGAUGAUACAACACCUCUAAUGUUGGCUGCAGCAUCAGGCCAUCUUGAUAUCGUAAAAGAACUUAUAUCUAGUGGUGCAGAUAUAAAUGCUCAAGAUCCGACAAAUGGUUGGACUGCAUUAAUGUUUUCAGUUUUUCGUAGGCAAUCUGAUGUAGUUCAUUUCUUAAUAGAGAAAGGGGCUUCACUUGAUAUACAUUCAUCAAAUGGCUGCAGUGUUCUUGAUUUGGCAUAUCUCUCAGCUAAUUGUGAGUCAAAUAUUAUUGAAAUUUUAACAUCUCAUUUAGAGUUGGAAACAUCUGAUGAUGAAUUUUUGAGAAGUCAUUCAACUUCAUCAUCUAAUGCAUCUACUUAUAUGCCAACUGCUGAAAAGCUUUCUUCUGAUCAACCAGUAGAAGAAGAACAGGAAUGGACAAGUGGUAUUGCUCAUUACUUAACUUCCAAGUUUCCUCUUCCAUCUAUUAAGAUUUCUUCAACUAUCAACUCAUCAGAUCCUGAUGAAACUUGUGAUGAAGUCUUUUCGGGUGACGAUGUUCUUCCUGAGCAUAUUGUUACUGCUCUAGAGGAACAAUGUGUUGAAGCUCUAGCAUCACCAGUAUUAGCCAGCACUUCAAGUCACAUAGAUAUAUUAAAAAAAACUUCCAUAAGGAAACUUUCUGGAGAUAAAUCUCCAAAACCUUCUGUAACAUCACUUCAGACACCAAAACUUCUAAAAAAUUACAGGAAAAAACGUUCUGUUUCUAUCAGUGGAAGAAGUCUUAGAAAACCGAUGAAUUCUGCAAAAUGUUUGGGUUUACCUAAAUAUUUUGAUGUGUCAAGAGAAUGUAAUUCAAGUUCAGAUCCUGGAUUAAAGCCAAAAUCUCUGGAACCCAAAACAGAAGAUGAAGAUUUACUUGCAGGUAGUUUAACUGAUGUGCUAAACAAAUUAUCACUUAGACAAUAUGUGGACAAAUUCCGAGAGCAAGAGGUUGACAUGAAUACUUUUCAAUAUUUGACAGAAAAUGACUUAAAUGAAAUUGGCAUCAGCAGUGAAUCUCAAAAGAAGUUAAUGGAAAUUAUUACAAAGUUAAAAAAUACAUGAAAAUGAACAAUGUUUAAAUUUUCUUGUAACUGGUAGAUCAAGAUUCAUUUACAUGGUUCAUUAUUUUAUGUAAUGAAUCAACAACUUUAUGCUACUGAAAUAUCUUCAAAAAAGUAAAUUUAUGUAAAUAAGAUGUACAUAUAUAAAAUUUUUAAUAUAGUAUGUUAAAAAUACAUCAAAUAGUUGCAAUAGCAUAUUCAAUAGAUAUUAAUAAAUGGUAUAUUUUUAAUAAAAAAACAAAUGUGCUGAUUUGUUUUGGGUUUAAAUAAAUUUAAAAAGUACUAGUUAUAAGAUUUGAUUACUCUGUUUUUGAAGUAGAGACUGGCUUAGAAUGAAAUUCUGUUGUUUUCAGUAGUAAAUUUAAAUUACAUAAUAUGGAAGUUGCAAGUAAAAAUACAUACAGUCAAAAGUCUUUAAUCCGGACGCCCAUAAUUUGGACCUCAAAGCUACAAACUUUCUGCGCAUGUGUUUACGCAUG
Stegodyphus dumicola is the source of this 2682-nucleotide messenger RNA. Its product is annotated as ankyrin repeat and SAM domain-containing protein 6-like. Gene Ontology annotation, biological process: protein K6-linked ubiquitination; RNA processing. Gene Ontology annotation, molecular function: RNA nuclease activity; protein binding; RNA binding. Gene Ontology annotation, cellular component: BRCA1-BARD1 complex; BRCA1-A complex. The record is from RefSeq and is a predicted model, not a curated record. NCBI's taxonomy places the organism in Eukaryota, Metazoa, Arthropoda, Arachnida, Araneae, Eresidae.